This is a messenger RNA of Rhizophagus irregularis DAOM 181602=DAOM 197198, 420 nucleotides long. RefSeq lists its product as uncharacterized. Gene Ontology annotation, biological process: protein phosphorylation. The record is from RefSeq and is a predicted model, not a curated record. Gene Ontology annotation, molecular function: ATP binding; protein serine/threonine kinase activity. Lineage: Eukaryota; Fungi; Glomeromycota; Glomeromycetes; Glomerales; Glomeraceae.
AUCUCAAUUGGUCUUAAAGAUAUCCAUAAUUGUGGAUUAAUUCAUCACGAUUUACAUUGUGGAAAUAUAUUAAGUGAUUUUAAUGUUGAAUUUGCCUAUAUUACUGACUUAGGAUUAUGUCAACCAGCAAAUGUUGAGUCCACUCAAAGUAAUAAUAAAAAAAUAUAUGGAGCAUUACUUUAUUUAGCUCCGGAAAUUUUAAGAGGAAAGGAAUAUACUCAAUCAAGUGAUAUUUAUGGAUUUGGAAUCAUUGCAUAUGAAUUUUGUACAGGAUUUCCUCCUUAUCAUAAUGUAGCUCAUGAUGAAUUCUUAGCAUUGAGAAUUUGUCAUGGCUUGAGACCAAAGUCCAAUUAUAAAAUUCCUCAACUAAUUUUUGACAUAAUUAAUCAAUGUUGGGAUGCAGACCUUUCAAAUCGACCU